Periconia digitata is the source of this 425-nucleotide messenger RNA. The record is from the annotation of a GenBank genome assembly. NCBI's taxonomy places the organism in Eukaryota, Fungi, Ascomycota, Dothideomycetes, Pleosporales, Periconiaceae.
ACCACACGAGAGAAUAGAAAAGGCGGUGAAAACAUGGAUAAAAGGCCGAUUACCCCCUCCCUCAACCAGCAUACAGUCAAGGAGAAGACAUACAAUAUCGAAUAUAGAACGCUCGCAGUCGGCAUACACAACCAUCACAAGCUCCACUUGAACAUCCAAAGACCCAAUGACGAGACCAAAGUUCUUUGUGCCCUUCACAUGGAACACACUCCAGAGCGUGGAUGAAGUGUUUGAUGACGUGGACACCGACAACAGCGGAGUUGUCUCGGCGGACGAGCUGUACAAGUCUAUCAAUAAAAUCGUGAAAGAUUUCAGUGAAUCUGAAGCAACGAAGUUGCUCAAGGAGUUUGAUGGAGACAAUGAUGGAAAGCUUACAUAUCGAGUUUAUCAAAUUUCUCGCUGUGCUUCUUGAGCCAGAUGACGAU